This is a messenger RNA of Lindgomyces ingoldianus, 2333 nucleotides long. RefSeq lists its product as uncharacterized. Gene Ontology annotation, biological process: DNA-templated transcription; regulation of transcription by RNA polymerase II. The transcript is spliced from 2 exons. The record is from RefSeq and is a predicted model, not a curated record. Gene Ontology annotation, molecular function: zinc ion binding; DNA-binding transcription activator activity, RNA polymerase II-specific; RNA polymerase II cis-regulatory region sequence-specific DNA binding. NCBI's taxonomy places the organism in Eukaryota, Fungi, Ascomycota, Dothideomycetes, Pleosporales, Lindgomycetaceae. The coding region runs from base 35 to 2248 and encodes 737 amino acids. Gene Ontology annotation, cellular component: nucleus.
CCUAGUGAUACGGCCGAGGGACUUCACUACCUUCAUGGAGCGACAACCCCGACGACGUCGAAGACCAGCCCUGUCAUGCCUGGAAUGUCGACGGCGCAAGAUCAAGUGCGACCGAAACGAGCCUUGUGCACAUUGUGUCUCCGCCAAGAUUCAAUGUACCUUCAAGGUGUACAGUGAUGGGCCCGUCAUCCAGCAGCAACCCCAACAAGGCAGUUCAUGGGGUUCAAAUUUAAGCCCGUCGCCCUGCGCGCCCUCGCCUUCGGCUCCAACCCGCCCAAUUACAGAGUAUAGUAACCACCUAUAUUUUCCUAGGGUCGCUGUGGCAACAGACGCAGCUGGACAGAGUGACAGUCCGAAUACCUUUGGCCGCAACGACAUCCGAUCACGCGACCGUGCUCUGGACACAGAACCAGAUCUCCGGGAUGUUUUGCGGCGGAUACAGAAGCUCGAGGAGUCUUCAGCAUCUGGUCCUAUCCGUGUGCUGUCCGAAAAUGGCCGGGACAUACUCGCGCGCCAGUCCGGGCUCCAAAACUCGCAAAUAGUCCUGAACAAAACGAGGAUCUUGAGAUGGAGCCACUGGAUGGGCACGGCUCAAGAGUUCGCAACCGUCUAUGAUUGCUAUUCUGAGGCCAGCGGCAAUGGAACGGGAGCCUCAUUUCAAGGCGCUGAAACUAGAGCUCUGCUUACUCAGAUGGGUAAUCUCCUCCAAGAAUGCAAAAGUAUAGCAAGAAGUAUUAAGGUAGGGCGGCCAAGGGGAUGUCUCUCGUGUCCUGACGUCGGCCUUGCGCUCCCCUCCCGCGAGGUAGCCGAUACUAUGGUAGCCCUGUACUUCCGAUCCUAUGAGUCGACACACCGGAUACUCCAUGUACCUACUUUCUGGGCCGAAUACCAGAAAUAUUGGAACCAUCCGGAAAGCGUCACAACUGACUUACGACUCAGGAUCCUUCUUGUCAUUGGGAUAGGUUCAAGCCUAUACGAGCAUGGAGACACGGAUGCCGCAUUUCGCAACAUGGUUCAUCAAUGGGUACAUGCUGCUCAGACAUGGCUUUCUGGGCCAUUAAAGAAAGACCGCUUAGACAUCCCCGGGGUACAAAUUUACUGUCUAACCAUCCUAGCGCGACAGAUCUUCUCAAUCGGUGGAGACCUAGUGUGGAUGUCGAUGGGAUCACUCAUUCAUAGAGCCAUUCAAAUAGGCUUGCACCGUGACCCUAAAUAUCUCCCAGCAAUGCCCGUGUUGCAAACCGAACUCCGCAGGAGGCUGUGGGCCACCAUUCUCGAAAUGGUUGUUCAGUCGUCUUUAGACUCAGCGAUGCCGCCCAGAAUCUCCUUCGACGAAUUUGAUACCGAGCCGCCUUCCAACAACAACGACGAUGAGAUGGACGAGUCGACUACCGCGUUACAGCCUCACCCCAAGGGUACCUACACCACAACCUCGAUGCAGCUUAUUCUACUGGACUCUUUACCCGCCCGUCUCCGGAUCCUCCAGCUUUUGAAUGGAUUACACUCUGAACUUUCUUAUCUGGAUGUCCUUGCCCUUGACUCAGAGAUCACCAACGCAUAUCGAUCAUGUAGUAGUUUCAUGCAGGAGAACGAGGAAUCUGGUGUAACACCAUUUCACCGGAAUCUACUUCACUACCUAGUGCGUCGUUUCAUGAUCCCUCUACACUGCCCAUUCGCUUGCCAAGCGCGGACGAACCCAUUAUUCUACUACUCACUCAAGGUUAGUCUGGACACUGCCAUGGCCAUCAUUUCACCCGAGCUAGACGAGACUUUCUCCCAUCUUAUGGCUAUCGGCGGAGGAAUGUUCAGGGAGGGCAUCAGGUACGCAUUAGCCGUUCUCAGCAUCGAGUUUAUCGCCCGGGUCGAGGCCCAGCGCCUCGACGGGACGCUGCACAGUAACUCUCAAUACAAAGAUCUCCUCAAGCAAGCCAUGAAGGAUAUGAUUCUGUUAUCCUCAGAGAGGAUCCGGCAAGGCGAGACCAAUAUCAAGGGCCACAUGUUCCUGAGUAUGCUUAUGGCCCAGGCCGAGGCUAUAGAGGAAGGCACUUCUUGCGAACUUAAGAUCGCACAGAGUGCAGUAGAUAGCCUUGGGUUCUGUCGUGAUCUGCUACAGACACGGGCUAGCACUGCCUCGUUGCCUUCUCUCAACGAUGCGGGCCUCGCAUCAGCAAGUCCUGAUGAUGGGCAAGAAUGCUAUGGGUUGGAUUUGGACUUUGGGUUUUUCUUGCCAGAUGCAGGCUUUGACUAGUAUACUGAGCUACCUAGAUAUCGACUUGCUCAAUUACUGUUCUGUAAUAUAAUGCGCCUAGCUCACCCCUCACCCCUUUUAUUCG